Molecule: messenger RNA, 891 nt
Organism: Nothoprocta perdicaria
Lineage: Eukaryota; Metazoa; Chordata; Aves; Tinamiformes; Tinamidae
Gene: GIPC3
Product: GIPC PDZ domain containing family member 3
Exons: 7
Coding region: 1-891 (296 amino acids)
Molecular function (GO): protein binding
Source: RefSeq, a predicted model, not a curated record
AUGUCCCUCUGCCCUGUCCCUCACAAAGAGCCGGGCGCCCCCGAGGCGGCCGCGCGCCCGCCGCGGCCCCGGCCCCGCCUCGUCUUCCACACGCAGCUGGCGCACGGCAGCCCCACCGGCCGCAUCGAGGGCUUCACCAACGUSCGCGAGCUCUACGCCAAAAUCGCCGAGGUCUUCGGCAUCUCGCCCACCGAGAUCCUCUUCUGCACGCUCAACACGCACAAAGUGGACAUGCAGAAGCUGCUCGGGGGGCAGAUCGGCCUCGAGGACUUCAUCUUCGCCCACGUGCGCGGCGAGACCAAGGAGGUGGAGGUGACCAAGACGGAGGACGCGCUGGGACUCACCAUCACGGACAACGGCGCUGGCUACGCCUUCAUCAAGCGCAUCAAGGAGGGCAGCAUCAUCAACCGCCUCGAGACGGUGUGCGUGGGCGACAGCAUCGAGGCCAUCAACGACCAAACCAUCGUGGGCUGCCGCCACUACGAGGUGGCGCGGAUGCUGCGCGAGCUGCCCCGCGCGCAGCCCUUCACGCUCCGCCUGGUGCAGCCCAAAAAGGCCUUCGACAUGAUCGGGCAGAGGACACGGAGCGGCAAGGCCGAGGGCCGCGUGGCCAGCGGGAAGGAGACGCUGCGGCUGCGGGCGACGGGCGCCGCGACCUUUGAGGAGGGGCCGAGCGCCACGGAGGAGGUGGCCGCCCGCCGCGUGGACGACCUGCUCGAGAGCUACAUGGGCAUCCGUGACGGCGAGCUGGCCGCCAGCAUGGUGGAGACGGCGAGGGGCGCGGGCAGCGCCGCCGCACUGGCGUCCGCGCUGGCCGCGCUGCUGGGCGACUUCGCCUUCCCCGAGGAGUUCGUGGCGCAGCUCUGGGCGGCCGUGGGGCACCACGAGUAG